GCCAACACUUUCAGUUCGUUUAUAACUCCCUUCGCGAAUUGUACUUAAUGCACAAGAGUUGUAAACGAUAAACAUCAUAAUUUGUUAAAUAAUAUUCAUAAAAUGAAGAUACUUUGUGUAGUGAAGCGCGGUGUUACAUUUAGUCACUAUAGAUUAAUUUCAGAUAUAUGUAAACCCAAUUAUUCCACAUCAAAUAAACGGGCUACGGUGGAUAAUGAAGAGAUAGAAAGACUUAUCAAUUUCGAAUGGUGGGGUCCAACAAGCCCAUGCCUUCCCCUAAGAAGUUUUAACAAGAUCAGAGUUCCAUUUAUUAUGGAUGGCCUUGCUGGGAAUUCUUCUGACAAGAAAACAAUAAAUCCAUUCGCUGAUAAGAAAUUGCUAGAAGUUGGUAGUGGUGGUGGAAUUUUGGCAGAGGCGUUGGCUGCGAAAGGAGCUAAUAUUAUAGGAAUAGAACCAGGCCAGGAAUUAGUUGAUGUGGCGCAAAAUCACUGCGAUACAAACCCAGAUAUUGCUGAUAACAAACCAAAAUAUAUCUGUACUACAAUCGAGGAACAUUCGGAGCAGUACCCUGAUUAUUACGAUGCCGUAGUUGCAUCUGAAGUAAUCGAACACGUUUUAAAUCAAGAGUUGUUUGUUGAAUGUUGCAUCAGAGCCCUUAAGCCAGGAGGCAGAAUAUUCUUCACAACUCAAAGUAGAAACUUCUUGGCUUGGUUCCAUCACAUAUAUUUUCUGGAAAACAUUACGAAACAAAUUCCAAAGGGUACACACGAUUAUGACAAAUUUAUAACACCAAAAAGAUUGACGAGGAUACUAGGACGAUAUAAUUGCCGUGUGGAACUUGUUCGUGGUUUGAUGUACUAUCCCUGGUCAGAUAAAUGGAAGUGGAUUAACUACAGUCAUGCAUAUUAUGCGCUUCAAGCAAUUAAACUAAAUAAAUAAGAAUAUUAUGGUACCUGUCUUAUUAAGUUUAAAAUUACUUGUCAUGUAACUCUGUUGUGACAAAGGUUUUAAAUUUGGAAUAACUUAACUUCGCGUUAAUAAUAAUAACACAGUUAAUGUUUAUUGUACAAUAAAAGUGUGUUCUUUA
Messenger RNA from Leptidea sinapis, 1087 nucleotides. RefSeq names its product ubiquinone biosynthesis O-methyltransferase, mitochondrial-like. Gene Ontology annotation, biological process: ubiquinone biosynthetic process. The record is from RefSeq and is a predicted model, not a curated record. Bases 103 to 939 code for a protein of 278 amino acids. Lineage: Eukaryota; Metazoa; Arthropoda; Insecta; Lepidoptera; Pieridae. The transcript has 6 exons. Gene Ontology annotation, molecular function: 2-methoxy-6-polyprenyl-1,4-benzoquinol methyltransferase activity.